CCCUGUUUCUUAUCUUCCCUUAAGAACGAAGUUUCGGUUGAGAUUUCGAGAGACCAUAGUUUGGAAGCUAGAAUGUCUGGCCAACAGGAACGCCAUCAUCGUUUCCGCAGAUGGAAAAACCGAUCUGACCCCCCAUCUGCGUCGUCGACAUCAUCUACCUACGAAUCACCACCUAGCGACCGAACGCGUAACAGAUUAGUCAAGCCUGCUCCAGAGCAAGUUGAACCGCAUUCAAGACCGCAUCGCCCUGAUGUAGAUCAUGCGACCGACUUCGUGGACGAUGAUGCAGGACGCAUGAGUCACAGUGACCAGCAUCCGGGUCCCGAGACUAAAGAUUUCUAUUCGCCUAGAAGUCCUACGCCUGGACAAGGAGUGAACAGAGAAGCAAGAGUAGAUAUUAGGCGGGUAGAUGAAAGACACAGAGCACGAAACUCGGUUCCACAGCCGUAUCGCGAAGAUAGCGGACGAAGAGCGGACGCGCGCCACCGCGCUCGGGAUUACUCUCCACAGCGAUACGACGAGAACGAACCGAGAAGAUCUGAGAGAAAUCAUCAUAAUCCAGAGAGUACACGUCCUGGGCGUGACGCACGAAUAUCGGACGAAUACAAUGGUAGAGCCAUGCCUCAACGUCACGAAGGAAGACUUCAAGGAGAGGUUAGCAACCCACAGCGUCACGGAGACGUCGUGCGCAGCCGGAAUACCCCAUCGAAUCGGGAGAGCAGCCUUCACAGAGCCGAUAACGAGGUACACCGAGAAAGCGGAAUAUCAAGGAACCAAAGGCGAGAAACAGCCGCCAGAGAACCAGUCCGACAAGACACUCCGUCUACAGCUGGUAGCCAGCAAUCGCCACCAGCUACUACAACACCAGAACCAGAGAAUGUAGCAACCUCACAACCAAACACGGAAAACGGAUCAAAUGCUCUUCUCUAUCGGCUGGGAGAGACUGCCCUCAACUCAUCCGAAACACACCAGACACUGAGAGUCGCGAUCGGAGCUGCUGCCACGGUCGCACUUUUUUCAAACCCGUUGACUGCAGUAGUCGCAGGGGCGGCUGUCGCCGGAACUGCUUGGGCAUAUUAUCAACGACCGACAGGAAGUGUUGCGUUUGAGUUUGAAGACCCCAAUCGCGGUCGCUUUCGGGGUGUUGUGACGCCUGAACCAGUUUCUUCGCCCCGACAGUUGAUGGAUCGCUCUUUUAGAAACGAUAGACUGAUCGAACAGCCUUCCAGUCGUCCGAGAAGAAUCAGAAAUCGUUGAGCAGACCCCAGGCCGUGUGCGUGUGUCCUGUGCGAUUAUUCGGCUUGAAUAUCACAAUAAAAGCAAACAACACUUAAUUCAUCACAUAAGAUUGCCGUGCACUCGUUCAUGAUUUGAUCUUCUACUGCCACUCCGGGGAAGUAUUUCAUCCCGAUAGUGAUGUGUCGUACGAUUUCUUGAGCACAGCCUCUCGAUCUCGUAAAUCCUGCACUUCCGCAGUUCGUGAAUUCUUCCAACGAGUAUUGCAGUCAAUGCCCAAAAGAUUGCAUGUUGUACUCGUAGCGGAAACUAGAAUGUCAAAGCAUUAUACAUACAUAUAC
This is a messenger RNA of Periconia digitata, 1577 nucleotides long. The record is from the annotation of a GenBank genome assembly. NCBI's taxonomy places the organism in Eukaryota, Fungi, Ascomycota, Dothideomycetes, Pleosporales, Periconiaceae.